CGGCCGUGCACUUGUGCAGUCUUUCUGCCUGGAGCCCAGCUCAGACUGGCAGCAGCAUACUGACACUGAUCAUUUCUUAGAAACUUCCCGUGUCUUGUGUUCAUGAUCAGCAGUUGCUCCAGGACUGUGGUGUUUAUCAGAGCCGCUGAACUUUGUCAUGUCUCUGUGGCGCACACAGCGGAGGUGCACGGCUGGACUCUGCUGCCUCCUGCUCGCUCUCUGCUCCUGGAUCUCAGCGUUUAACCUGGACACAACAACAGUCCUCAUCAAGGAGGGUGAAGAGGGAAGUUUCUUCGGCUUCUCUUUGGCUUUACACCAGCAGCUCACACCUGAACCUCACAGCUGGAUAUUGGUUGGGGCGCCUCAGGCCCGGGGCAUAGGAGCUUUGUGGAGCAGCCGUCCCGGUGCACUGUAUCGCUGUCCGGUUACACCGGAGAAGUGUGAACGAGUGGACAUCGAUGGACAUGUGAGUCUGGACCGAGAAAGCAAAGACAACCAGUGGUUGGGUGUCACAGUCAAAAGUCAAGGAAUUGGUGGAAAAGUAGUGACAUGCGCUCACCUCUAUGAGCUCAGACAACACGUCAACCAAACCUUUGAGACCCGUGACCCGAUCGGACGCUGUUAUGUGCUGAGUGAAGAUUUGACCGAGAGAGAUGAUCUGGAUGGAGGAGAGUGGAAGUUUUGUGAAGGUCGUUCUCAAGGACAUGAGCAGUUUGGAUUCUGCCAGCAGGGCCUGUCAGCUAGUUUCACACCUGACAAAAACUACAUCCUCUUUGGGGCUCCAGGGACCUACAACUGGAAAGGGCUGUUAUUUAUGGCUAGUCCAAUUGAGGAUGCUCUGGUCUACAAAACACUGGAACCGUCCAAAAGCUCAUUUGAGGACGUCGCUCAGAACAGUUACCUGGGUUUCUCUGUGGAUUCAGCCAGAGGUAUUAUGAGUAAGUCUGAGCUGACGUUUGUUGCUGGAGCUCCUCGAGCCAAUCACAAAGGAGCCGUGGUUCUGCUACGGAAGGACAACGUCUACCGGCUCAUGCCUGACCACAUUCUGUGGGGUGAAGAACUGGCCUCCUCCUUCGGUUAUUCUGUGGCCGUAGCUGAUCUGAACAGUGAUGGUUGGACAGAUCUUGUAGUGGGAGCUCCGAAUUUCUUUGACCGAAAGGCAGAGAUUGGAGGCGCUGUGUAUGUGUACCUGAACCCAGCCAGCCACUGGGAAAAGGCACGACCGAUCCGGCUCAACGGAACAUAUGACUCUAUGUUUGGCAUGACUGUCAGUAGUGCUGGAGAUCUGGACUGGGAUGGUUAUGAAGACAUUGCUGUUGGAGCCCCAUUUGAUGGAGAUGGGAAAGUUUUUAUUUACCGUGGCUGUUCAUCUGGCAUUGAUACCAAACCCUCUCAGGUUCUGGAUGGGCUUAAUGCAGGAGUCAAGCGGCUGGGCUAUUCCAUAUCUGGAGGACUAGAUGUUGAUGGGAAUUUUUAUCCAGAUCUAGCUAUUGGCUCUCUCAGCGAUCAGGUUGUGCUUUAUAGGUCACGUCCAGUGCUCCAUGUGAUCCGAGACAUUUCCAUUGAGCCUCAGUAUAUUGAUCUGACACAGCACAGCUGCCAGGGCCAAGAUGGUGUUUGUGUGGAUGUGAAGGCCUGCUACACCUACACAGCUUAUCCAGACUCCUACUCACCACAUAUCACACUUGGUGUACAUUUUGAGGCGGACAUAGAGCGCAGGAAGUUGAGUCUUCCUCACAGAGUUCGCUUCCUGGACCGCAGUUUAUCAGAGCCGGAGUACGUUCAUUCGGUGGAAGUGGAGCUACGUGGACAAAAACAUCCUGACUGCAAAACAGUGACUUUUGUUGUACAGGAAAACAUUCGGGACAAGCUGCGGCCCGUCUCUCUGGCUAUCACACACACUAUACGGAGAAGCAGACAUCCCCAGCACAUGGGACAUAAACACCGUAACCAGCUGAGCCCUGUACUGAGCCUCAGUCCCUCAAAUACACUCUACUCUGAGGUCAAUUUUGUCAGAGAAGGGUGUGGUGAGGAUAAAAUAUGCCAGAGCAACCUUCAACUCUCCUAUCAGUUUGGCACAAAAGCACCCAUUUCAAAUGCCUUUAUUCCUCUGCCACGAGACGAGUCUGAUGUGCCAGUGUUCUCUCUGUCGGAUCAGAGGUCAGUAGUGCUGGAGGUCACGGUGACUAACAUGCCAUCUGACCCAGAAAACCCACAGGAAGAUGGAGAUGAUGCCCAUGCCACCCAGCUACUGGUGUCUCUGCCCAACACGCUCUCGUACUCUGGACUCAUGGGGCAGCAGGUAUUGUGUGAAGUUAAUCAGAACGGCUCUCAGGCGCUGUGUGAACUCGGCAAUCCGCUGAAAAGAGAAGCAACGGUCAAAUUUUAUCUUGUUCUGAGCACUUCUGGGAUAACUAUAGAAACGACGUCACUUUCUGUUCAUCUUGCACUGUCCACGAUAAGUGAGCAGCCUGCUUUGGCCCCCGUCACGGCGUAUGCGCGAAUGGUGAUCGAGCUUCCUCUGGUGCUUAGCGGACUGGCUCGCCCCCAUCAGCUGUUCUUCAGCGGAGCAGUGAGGGGAGAGAGCGCUAUGACAUCACUGCAGGACAUUGGCAGCGCAGUGGACUACGAAUUCAUUGUGUCUAAUGCUGGGCAGUCUCUCCAAACUUUUGGUUCGGCCUCUCUGAACAUCCUAUGGCCGUACGAGCUGAUCAAUAGGAAGUGGCUGUUGUAUCCGAGUGCUCUGCAGGUGGACGGCCAGCCACCAACUAACUGUGAACCCCAGUCAGAGAUCAACCCUCUGCAACUGGCCCUUGACCAGCCGCCGCACACAGAAAACCUUAAGGGCAGCAGAAAGGUGCGCUCGCAUCUGGAGACCAAAGAAGACCUUAUUCCUAAAAACCCAGUCGGAAAAGUCACUCCAGCUGUUUCUGCAUCUGAGAGAAGGAAGUCUCUCACACUGGAUUGUUUACUGGGCUCUGCACGCUGUCUGCUCUUCCAGUGUCCUCUACUCACAUUCUCCGGCUCGAUCCAUUUCAGGAUCCGAGCACACAUGUGGAACAGCACUUUCAUUGAGGAGUUUUCAUCUGUCAGUGCUGUGGAGCUGCUGGUCAGAGCCAAUAUCACCAUAAAAUCCAACAUUAAACAUCUGGUGCUGAAGGACGCUGCUACACAGGUGUCAGUGAUGAUUUACCCAGAGCACGGGCUCUCAGACCAGCACAGCAUCCCAUGGUGGAUCAUUCUCAUCGCUGUCCUGGCUGGAAUUAUUGUUCUCGCGCUGCUCGUGUGUUUACUGUGGAAGUGUGGUUUCUUCCAAAGGGUUCGGUAUAAAGAUAAAGUGCCCCAGUAUAAGGCUGUGAAGAUCCUGCGGCAAGAGACACAGUUUCAGGACAAGACUUUUAUUUUGCACAAAAAACAAUGGGCUACCCACUGGAGUGAUGGGACAAUCUAAAAUAAAAUGGAUCCUUUUGUCCUCAGCAACAUGGACACCAACCAGAAAAUGCAGUGGACUCACACUAACCUUAAACAUAUACUGCUACCGAUUUUUUUCAGCAUUUUAUGUUGCAUUUUUCAUUGCUCUGCAGAUUGAAAGAAAAUUUUCUUUGGAUCUAGCUGGAGAUAGACCGUAUAUAAAUGGAAAUAUAUGCACCUAGUAUUAAAACCACUGUUUAAUGUAUUAAUGUUGAAUUCAGUGUAAUGGCGUUUGUGAACUCAUAAAACAGCUGUGGUUCUGUGUUAAAUACAAUUCAGUUCCUUUAGAACUUUGAAACAUUUCAAUACUGAAACAUAUUUUAAAGGUCUUUAUAUCAUAUGAGGAACAUGAAAAGUUUUCAAUUUGCCAGAAACUUAACAUGCAUUAUCCAAAGACCCUCAUGAUAAAAAGCUAUUAUGUUAAGUCAAUUUCAUUUGUUUAGCAUUUUUCAUAGUAUACAGUACAUCAUUUCAAAGCAGAUUUACAGAAAGUCAUACUGUUUUAUCUAUGAUGCCUUCAGCCCAAUCCUUCAGCUGUCAUGCUGGUGUCAUGAAGUAGGUGGCAGUAUGCGCCUUUAAGGGGGUUUGCCAACUGGUAUUAAAAGGAAAAGAUGCUCAAAUAAACACAAAAAAAGAAGAAAUGUGCAUGUGUGAUGCACAAGAACCUGCGAGGUCUGUUCUAGAGCAUCACACGUUUGAGCUUCUGUGUUCAUUGUAUUUGAUGAGCACUUUUGUAAUGAUCUCUCAUUUAUUUAUCGUUUACUUUUAUCUGCCGUCAAACUAUCUGAGACGUCGUUGUUACAACAUGCUGCUAUGGGUUGCAUCUUCGGAUUAGACUGACAGACUGGUGUUCUGACACUGCAAGCUUCAUGCUUUCUGACCAUGUUGAAAUUAUUCUUUUACUGUACAUAUAUAAUACAAGAUGUUUACUGUAUAUCAGCAGUCCCAUAUUCACAGUUGUGACCACACACAGUCUGUUUACAAUGUCUACCAUUGUGACAUGUUUCCAUCUAUGAAAGUCUUUAUAUAGUGUGUGCAUUCUGCAAACUCUGUAUACAUUGGAUUGAUUUUAAUAACUUUAAUGUACUUCAAUUGUGCACCAAACACUAGGAAUAUAUAAGUAUCGGAUCGGGACUCUGUAUUGGCAGAUACCCAGUAAUCAAUGACUCGGAUCGGGGCACAAAAAACCUGAUCGCGACAUCCCUAAAUUUCAGCGUUCUGAGGGGAUAACAGCUGAGCACUGCAUCCUGCCUCAUUUAUUUGAGAAACAGAAAGAAAGAAUUCAGCAAUAAUAAUGACGCAGCAGAUAGUUUAAUCUUACUGCCAAGCUUUUUGUAUAAAUGAGAUUAACAGGCAAUAUUUACAGUACAGUUCAAUGCUGCAAACUUCAUAUUCUAUUUACCGAAGUUAUGUUAUCGUCAAUGUUUAGGCUAUGUAUAACAAUAAUGUUAGGAUAACUUAGGGGUGGCCAACUUGGUUCCUGGAGAGCCACACUUCUGAAGAGUUUUGCUGCUCUAAUCAAACACAGAUGAACAAGCUAAUCAUGGUCUACGGGUUACCAGCAGUGCAUCCAAAAUUGUGUACUGAGUAGGUACUACAUUUGAAUAUUGAAUAUCGGUAGUGUAGCACAGUUAAAAGGGGAAUUGUUUUCGGUAUUUGUACGCUGGGUGUAAACAAUUAAGACAAUACACAAUAAAAUGUAUUUUCCGCUGAACUGAAACAAC
This is a messenger RNA of Cyprinus carpio (common carp), 5195 nucleotides long. It is a transcript of the gene itga7, whose product is annotated as integrin subunit alpha 7. The record is from RefSeq and is a predicted model, not a curated record. Gene Ontology annotation, biological process: leukocyte migration; cell-matrix adhesion; cell adhesion mediated by integrin. Gene Ontology annotation, cellular component: external side of plasma membrane; integrin complex. Gene Ontology annotation, molecular function: integrin binding. NCBI's taxonomy places the organism in Eukaryota, Metazoa, Chordata, Actinopteri, Cypriniformes, Cyprinidae.